Messenger RNA from Poeciliopsis prolifica (blackstripe livebearer), 2355 nucleotides. RefSeq names its product NIM1 serine/threonine protein kinase (gene nim1kb). Gene Ontology annotation, molecular function: protein serine/threonine kinase activity; tau-protein kinase activity; ATP binding. Gene Ontology annotation, cellular component: cytoplasm. Bases 436 to 1743 code for a protein of 435 amino acids. The record is from RefSeq and is a predicted model, not a curated record. Gene Ontology annotation, biological process: protein phosphorylation; intracellular signal transduction; microtubule cytoskeleton organization. The transcript has 4 exons. NCBI's taxonomy places the organism in Eukaryota, Metazoa, Chordata, Actinopteri, Cyprinodontiformes, Poeciliidae.
CCAGGGAGUGAAACCGUUUCCUGCCACACGCCUGACCUCCGACUGGAUGAAUAUCCCACCUUAUGAUGAUUUAAAAACAUGAAACUCAGGCAGAACCAGAAGCUUUUGUGUGUUUCGGUUCAAAUGUGGCGGGUCAGAGUUGAGCUCAAACAGGAUUAGCGAUCAUGGACACCAUCUUGGCCGCCGUCCUGUUCUGGAGCGGUGAGGAGGCGUGGCCUGUGGGUCGUCUCAGCCUCCUCCUCCUCACCUGUCUGCCGCGUGUUGAGUCAACAGUCUGCAGCUCUCUGUUGCAGAGGAAGCAGGUGGAGGCGGCGAUGCUCUGACCUCAGCAUGUCGGCAGGUUCUGGUUCUCUGGGUCCGUCUGGAACGGACUGUUGGGAGAGGACUACGUCCGCGGCCAUGUUCUGAAGAAGACGGGCGUUUUGGACAGCUGCGAUGCCUGGAAGCCAGUACCAGCUGACCCGCACCAGGCUGAGCCACAGCCUGUACAGCCUGACGGACAGCUCUGACGGCGGCCAUGAGGACGAGCGGCCCGACGACUCGCUGCGCCUCACGCCGCUGCAGAAGCUAACGGCGGCCAUGUGCAAAGACGAGAAGACCGUCAAGGAGCUGAUCAUCGGCCGCAGGGUGGGCUUCUACAAGGUCAGAGGGGAGAUCGGCUACGGGACGUUCUCCAGGGUCAAGCUGGCGUUCCACGCCCUGACCAAAGACAAAGUGGCUCUGAAGAUCCUGGACCGGACGCGGCUGGACGCCCAGGCCCAGCGGCUGCUGUCCAGGGAGAUCAGCAGCAUGGAGAGCCUGCAGCACCCCAACGUGAUCCGGCUGUACGAGGUGGUGGAGACGCCCAGCCGCCUCUUCCUGGUGCUGGAGUACGCCGGAGGAGGGGAUCUGCACAACCGGAUCUGCACCGAGGGGAAGCUGAGCGACAACGCCAGCAAGAUCACCUUCGCCCAGAUCCUCUCUGCCGUCAAAUACAUGCACAACUUGAACAUCAUCCACCGCGACCUGAAAGCCGAGAACGUUCUGUUCACCUCCGCCGGCUGCGUCAAAGUGGCCGACUUCGGCUUCAGCACGCGCGUGGCGAGCCGCGGCAGCGCGCUGGACACGUUCUGCGGCUCGCCGCCGUACGCCGCCCCGGAGCUGUUCCGGGACGACAGCUACCUGGGCCCGCCGGUGGACGUCUGGGCCAUGGGGGUCCUGCUGUUCUUCAUGGUCACCGGCAGCAUGCCGUUCCGGGCCGACACCAUGGGCAAGCUGCGGCGCUGCAUCAUGGAGGCCAGCUACGCCGUCCCGCCCUGGGUGCCGGGCCCCUGCCAGCGGCUCAUCAGGGGCAUCCUGAAGCCGGUCGCCGCCGAGCGCUACGCCGUCGACCAGAUGCUGGGCUGCGAUUGGCUGCUGCCCGUGGAGUUCCCCUGGGCGCUGGCGCCGCCGGAGCCGCCCGGCCCGCUGCAGAGCCUGCUGGAGUCGGAGCGCGGGAACCCGGAGGACGAGGAGGUGGAGGAGGAGGUGCGCAGCGCCCUGGAGGAACUGGGCUUCACCGCCGAACACCUGAGAAACCACCAGCUGACGGACAGCCGCAGCCCCGUCACCGGCGUCUACCGCAUCCUGCUGCACCGCACGCAGAAGAGGUGGGGCUGCGACUCGCCGCCUGUGGUCCGCGGCAUGGUGAGGGACCCCAAGAGGGAGGGGCUGCGGGCCUACAGGGGCCUCAGGCACACCUCCAAGUUCUGUGUGCUGUCAUAACGGACCGCGACGGGUCGGCCUGUGGCCCAAUCACAUCAUUCUGAAAAACCAGAGUUUAGUCUUUAAAUCCAGACUCAGCCCCACCUCAACGUUUACCUGGAUAUGUCUGCAAACAGAUGCACAACAGCACAGCUUUGAAAAGCAGAAGUGGAGCCUCCUGCACAGCCCAUUGCCUGGACCAAUCAUGUCUUUCUAGACGCCAAGAAAAGAAUUGCCAAAAAACGGCUGAGUGUUUUAUUGUUCUGGUUUGUUUUUAUUUGAGACCCAAAUGGACGAAGGAAACUUUCAUCAUCUCCCCUUUAGCAGCUUCAACUUCACAGACUCACGUUUUACACUCCGAGUUCAGCGCUGGAAACUUUUCUGUUAUUCAUAUGAAAGUGCCUGAAAAACGAGAAAUAAAAUGACUGAGGUGAAAGGUGUUUUUUUUGUUUUGCUUGAAUUUCCUGACGUUCCCAUAAAAACAGCUUGAAGGACAUCGUCAGUUGUUAGCGCGCUUUGCUAAUCUGCCUCCUUUGCUAUUGCUGCUCCGCAUUUAAUCUGUUGUCUAAUCGUACCAUCAGAAAGUAGCAGUUCGGCUAAAAUGCUGACCAGCUGUGAGGUUGUGUAAAAAAA